GUGGUGUUGCAGUACAGCCCCUCACCUCUGAUGUGUAUAAAACCGUGUCUCAGCAUACAUUCACUCACACUCUGAGGAGCCUCAGAUCACUGAUCAGUGUCAGCCAUGAACAAAUCUCCAAUCCUGCUCUUCUGUAUCCUGGCUGCUUGUUCAGUCUGGUCAGUCCAUGGGAAAAGCCAGGAGAUGAAUAUUGAUGAUGAGGAACCAGCGGAAGUGGAGCUCCCUGUGGAGGCCAAGCCUCCAGGUCUGUGCUGGGGUUGCAAAUGGGCAUUGAACAAGGUGAAGAAAGCGAUGACACAAAAAGAGACAUAUGAGAAAGUGAAAGCGAGGUUGAUUAAAAUCUGCAAUAAAAUAGGCUUUCUCAAAAGUCGUUGUCACAAAUUUGUAAUAACCCACCUGGAUGAACUGGUCGAGGAGCUCUCCACCACCGAUGACGUGAAGACCAUCUGUGUCAACGUUAAAGCCUGCAAUUCACCGGCUUGUUUUUAGCCCAAAGGAACCCUCUCAUCUCCUCUUCUAUCCAAACAACUGAAGAGGCAAAAGCAGGAGACACCAUGAGGCAGGGGUUCUCAAACCCUGGUCUGGGUGUUAGUCCCGAGCAGUGGUGGGACACAGUAAAGCAUCAAGCUUAUUAGGAAAAACAUUGAAACAUGUAACUUAUGAGAAAACCCUCAAGUGUGCACGAGUUAUAGAAAUGAAUUAAUAUGAAUAAAAAUUUCCUGCAUAACAAUA
This is a messenger RNA of Cynoglossus semilaevis (tongue sole), 732 nucleotides long. RefSeq names its product NK-lysin tandem duplicate 4 (gene nkl.4). Gene Ontology annotation, biological process: defense response to bacterium. The transcript has 5 exons. Bases 106 to 489 code for a protein of 127 amino acids. The record is from RefSeq and is a predicted model, not a curated record. NCBI's taxonomy places the organism in Eukaryota, Metazoa, Chordata, Actinopteri, Pleuronectiformes, Cynoglossidae.